This is a messenger RNA of Eucalyptus grandis, 1514 nucleotides long. RefSeq lists its product as uncharacterized. Lineage: Eukaryota; Viridiplantae; Streptophyta; Magnoliopsida; Myrtales; Myrtaceae. The transcript is spliced from 5 exons. The record is from RefSeq and is a predicted model, not a curated record. The coding region runs from base 136 to 1371 and encodes 411 amino acids.
UCCGCGAUCAGUCGACGCAGCCAGUUCACUCUCGGCCCCUCCGGAUCGACGAGUCCGCUUCGCUUCCGAUCGAUCGUCGUUCCGCCAUUUUCGCGCCUCGAGAAGCUCGUCAUUGCGAGUUUCUCCACAGCAAAGAUGAAAGGCAAGAAGAAUAAGUACCCAGGACCAUCUUUGAUGAAGGCAACUAAAAAGAUAGGGAAGGGCACUUUGAAGGCACAUUCCAAGAUGAUAGCGACUUCUGCACUUGAUGGUGGGCCUCCUCCUAAUCCCAUCAGUGUUUUGGAGACUCAUCCAGUAAUGGCUAGUGUCAUGGCAUUUGAGGGCGGUCCUACUGUUGAACCAACCCCAUCUACGACACAUGAGGAGGAGAAAGUGGAAAAGGAUAGUGAGAGGGAUGCGGGGUUUAUAUUUUUGUGUAGUGGUAAAACGAAGCCGGAAUGUUAUCGAUAUCGUGUUUUCGGGCUGCCUGUGGGACAAUUGAAAGUUGUGAAGAAAGUCAAGCCAGGUGCAAAACUAUUCUUGUUUGAUUUUGACUUAAAACUUCUCUAUGGAGUAUAUGAGGCGACAUCUGGGGGAGACUUGGACAUAGAGCCCAUGGCAUUUGACCAGAAAUUUCGUUCCCAGGUGAAAUUUAGGAUCUACAAAGAGUGUUUACCUAUUCCUGAGAGUGUUUUCAAGAGAGCAAUCGAGGAUAAUUAUGUUAGCCGUUCUAAGUUUCGCCAGGAGCUCAAUAGAAAGCAGGUGAGGUCUCUAGUAUCAUUGUUUAGACCAAUAGAUGUGAUACCACCUUCUUCUGUUGCCUUCCCCUAUGGAAUGAUUCGGUCUGCUCGACCAGCUUAUGCUCUGGAGAAAUAUUUGGAGCCAGCGGCAGGGUUUCCUCCUCCAGGGGACUUGUAUCUACCCCAGAGGCAGCAGCCAAAUUCCCUGGCCAUUCCUAGGCAGCAAUAUGAAGGCUCCAUUCUACAAGCAUGGUAUGAACGAUAUGGAUCAGAAACUCAUAUGGGACAGAUAGAACCGGUUAUGGAGUCUGAUUACUAUGUUCGGCAAGUUUCUCUUCCUCCUGAAGGAGGCUCACAAAUUUCUUCAGAAGUUCAUCAGCCAUAUUUCCCUGAAGAACCACAAUAUUCUGUGGACGAUCCAUGUAGAAGCAGGCACAUGGCAAUGUGGACUGACAGCCAAGGGCAGGCUAGUUUGAAUGGCUGGAUAGUGAAGAAAAAUGCAUUGCUAUGUGUCUGCAGCUGUGUUAGCAGGGAUCUUAUGGGGUUAUCUCUCGCAAGUAGGAGGAGCUUUCACUGUGGGAUGAUCUUUGAAGGUUUCUUAUUGGUCUGGAGAUUAUAUAAAAUUCCAAAUUUGGUAUCUUGCUUGUGCUAGUGAUAGAUCUUCUGACACUUUGUCGAGUUGCAUAGGCUGACCAGUGCUUUCUUGUGAGCAGAUUCACGUUGAUCAACUUUUUUCCAAGAUGUUCUUUAUGUCACCUUUGUUUAACUUAAUCUAUGAAGGGUUAUUUCUGUUCA